Lineus longissimus is the source of this 2750-nucleotide messenger RNA. Its product is annotated as sialoadhesin-like. Lineage: Eukaryota; Metazoa; Nemertea; Pilidiophora; Heteronemertea; Lineidae. Gene Ontology annotation, cellular component: plasma membrane. The record is from RefSeq and is a predicted model, not a curated record. The transcript has 11 exons. Gene Ontology annotation, biological process: cell surface receptor signaling pathway. Gene Ontology annotation, molecular function: transmembrane signaling receptor activity. Bases 117 to 2654 code for a protein of 845 amino acids.
AGAACUGGAAAGAUGCCCCCUCUGAUGCUCAAAAGAAGUGCGCCUUUGCGAAACGAGGCGAUAACGAUGCAUGGUUUCCUGAGUCUUGCACGGCGGAGUACGUUUUUGUAUGUGAAAUGAAAGCAUCAGUUGCUCCGGACAAGCCAUCCAUCGCGGACACAAAUGAUGCGAUUGUCACCAGGGCGUCGGUCAAUACAGGAGCGGUGUUUACGUUCACGUGUAAGAAGGGAGCGAGUGGAUUAGAACCGGAUGCCUUGGAAUGGUACAAAGACAACAGCAAACUUACGUCAGGUGUGUCGGGUGCCAAGUUUCAGAAGGCGGCAUCGUCAAGUGAUGAUGGGUCUUACACGUGCAAGGCAUCGAAAAAUGGAAUAGAAAGUUCGGCUUCUGAUACGCUAGUGUUAUCGGUAAACACCGCUCCUAUCAAGCCAAUUAUAAUGGAAGGUGGAACCGCAAAGACAGAUCUCACAGUUAACAGCGGCGCCUCUUUCACACUGACAUGCACCAAGGGCACUGGCGGAUCAAUCCCUGAUGCGUGGAAAUGGUAUAACGGCAAACGUCUCAUAACCACUGGAGUUACUGGAGCUACUUUUACAAAGCUUGCAGAAACUGGUGAUACUGGAUCUUAUACCUGCAAGGCUAUUAAGAGUGGGUUAGAAAGCUCAUCCUCAGAUGCACUAGCAUUAACUAUUAACACCGCUCCUAUCAAGCCAAUUAUAAUGGAAGGUGGAACCGCAAAGACAGAUCUCACAGUUAACAGCGGCGCCUCUUUCACACUGACAUGCACCAAGGGCACUGGCGGAUCAAUCCCUGAUGCGUGGAAAUGGUAUAACGGCAAACGUCUCAUAACCACUGGAGUUACUGGAGCUACUUUUACAAAGCUUGCAGAAACUGGUGAUACUGGAUCUUAUACCUGCAAGGCUAUUAAGAGUGGGUUAGAAAGCUUAUCCUCAGAUGCACUAGCAUUAACUAUUAACACCGCUCCUAUCAAGCCAAUUAUAAUGGAAGGUGGAACUGCAAAGACAGAUCUCACAGUUAAAAGCGGCGCCUCUUUCACACUGACAUGCACCAAGGGCACUGGCGGAUCAAUCCCUGAUGCGUGGAAAUGGUAUAACGGCAAACGUUUCAUAACCACUGGAGUUACUGGAGCUACUUUUACAAAGCUUGCAGAAGCUGGUGAUACUGGAUCUUAUACCUGCAAGGCUAUUAAGAGUGGGUUAGAAAGCUUAUCCUCAGAUGCACUAGCAUUAACUAUUAACACCGCUCCUAUCAAGCCAAUUAUAAUGGAAGGUGGAACCGCAAAGACAGAUCUCACAGUUAACAGCGGCGCCUCUUUCACACUGACAUGCACCAAGGGCACUGGCGGAUCAAUCCCUGAUGCGUGGAAAUGGUAUAACGGCAAACGUCUCAUAACCACUGGAGUUACUGGAGCUACUUUUACAAAGCUUGCAGAAGCUGGUGAUUCUGGAUCUUAUACCUGCAAGGCUAUUAAGAGUGGGUUAGAAAGCUUAUCCUCAGAUGCACUAGCAUUAACUAUUAACACCGCUCCUAUCAAGCCAAUUAUAAUGGAAGGUGGAACCGCAAAGACAGAUCUCACAGUUAACAGCGGCGCCUCUUUCACACUGACAUGCACCAAGGGCACUGGCGGAUCAAUCCCUGAUGCGUGGAAAUGGUAUAACGGCAAACGUCUCAUAACCACUGGAGUUACUGGAGCUACUUUUACAAAGCUUGCAGAAACUGGUGAUACUGGAUCUUAUACCUGCAAGGCUAUUAAGAGUGGGUUAGAAAGCUUAUCCUCAGAUGCACUAGCAUUAACUAUUAACAUCCCUCCAAACAAACCCGUACUCUUUGAGAAUGGUGUACCGAAGGCAGCCACUUCGGUUAACCAAGGGACAACCUUUGUAUUAAAGUGUGCCAAAGCACCAGGAGGGUCAAUUCCCGAUUCGUGGAAGUGGUACCAAGACCGGACGCUGAAGGGUGUUACGGGAAAUACCUUUACAAAGACUGCCGAACCUGGUGAUACUGGUACAUACAAAUGCCAGGCUCUCAAAGGCGAUUUGUCAAGCCCCUUGUCAGAAGCUUUAACUCUCACAGUUAACGUGGCUCCGGACAAACCGUUAAUCGAUGACACUGACGGUAUCAUCGACACUUCCAGUAACACAGCAACAGUUAGCCUAGGAAGAAAGUUUUCUUUCUCCUGUAAAAAGGCACAAAGUGGGGAGACUCCAGACGGCUGGGAAUGGUACAAAGAUGGCAUUAAGUUUACUGCUGGGGUCUCAGGCGCUGUGUUCAGCACGGCAGCCGCUUCAGAUGAAAAUGGGUCUUAUCAGUGCAAGGCCAUGAAAAAUGGUUUAGGCAGUACCUUUUCUAGCGCUGUUACGUUAAAAGUCCAAUGUAAAAUCGAUAUUUACGGUCGACAAUACGACAGACUAAAAGACAAAAAGCUUGCAGGCAGCAGUGUUACAAGGAUUUACCUUAACUCCCGGAGUGUACUUCACUGUGUCACAUCGUGUUUGAUUCUACAUCAAUGUGACUGCACGGCUGUGGAAUACAAUGUCAGCAACAAAGCCUGCACAAUGGUCAAAGCUGCAGCCUACUCGGCGAUACAGUCUCAAACGAAAGCGCCAGGAGUCGAUCUCCUUAUACUGAAAUGAAUAUAUUAGAUGAAAAGCGACUAUUUGGCAACGAAUGUGAUCGAGUAAUUUUAGUAACUUACCUUUUUAACUAUACGUGACUAUUUGUUGACUUGU